This is a messenger RNA of Populus euphratica (Euphrates poplar), 1435 nucleotides long. Its product is annotated as dnaJ homolog subfamily B member 7-like. Bases 421 to 948 code for a protein of 175 amino acids. Lineage: Eukaryota; Viridiplantae; Streptophyta; Magnoliopsida; Malpighiales; Salicaceae. The record is from RefSeq and is a predicted model, not a curated record. The transcript is spliced from 6 exons.
UCAUUAGCCUGAUUUUUCAAAAGCAAACGUGUCAGAACCUGUGCUCUCUCUUUUUCUUGAAAAAUGAAAAAAUAUCACUCCAGUAGCCAUCUCAUCAUCACCGUCCAAAACAAAUCAACAGAGAACACGAGAAGCCUCCAAGCCCAAAAAAAUCCAGGAUUGUAGCUAGUAAUAUCUUUGUUCCUGAACUUUCCAUACUCAAGAUAUUUUUCAUUGCCAGCCUUCUCGAACAUUCCAUAUCACGUAAUUUGAUACUUUCUAGUACUACAAUCUUAUUCCAAUUUUCUAUGUAUAUAUAAGUGUUCGAACAUCAAUUCUCAUGAAGUCACCAUCUUGUUACAAAUACAAGCCCAACGCUCCCAAGACUACGGUAAAGUGGAAUACGUUCUGAGAGCUUGGCUGGCUAGCUUACAAGUUUUGAUGGGGGCUGAUCAGCAGCAAGGGUUACCGUCUUAUUACAGCAUUCUUGGUGUUAGUUCUGAGUCUUCUAUUAAUGAAAUAAAGUGUGCUUAUCGCAAGCUUGCUAUGCAAUGGCAUCCUGAUAGGUUGACAAGAACACCUUCGCUUUUGGGUGAAGCCAAACGUAAAUUCCAGCAAAUUCAAGAAGCCUAUGCGGUGUUAUCCGAUCAUAGAAAAAGAACAAUGUAUGAUGCAGGAUUAUAUGGCCCUGAAGACCAAGAAGAUGAGGGCCUUUCUGAUUUUGUGCAAGAAAUAUUGAAUCUCAUGGCCCAGGAUAAGAGACAGGACAAGAGUUACAGCAUGGAGGAGCUGCAGGCAAUGCUCUUGGAAAUGGCUCAGGGAUUUGAAACUUCAUCGUGGUACUGUACACCCUCAAUUCUUGAAGAACCUAGAAAUUCAAAAAGGGCAAGGUGUGAUGCAGAUCCAAUGAUGGACAGGGGAAGUUCGCAUUUCAGUCUUUCGGGCUGGGGAGUGUAUGGUUGUGGCUAAGAGAUCAACAUUGUUUAGCUGAGAGCAGCACUGUUUCUUCUCAAAUCGCAAACAUUUUUCUGAGUUGUGGUGACAAGAAUAUAUGCUCUUCAAAUGACCAUGCUGUUGCUUGCUUGAAUUGUUGGACUGGUGCUUGGGGCUACUGGAGAAGUGGCUGGUGGAAUGGUUUGGUUUCUUAAUCAAUCCUUUGCUUUCGUUGACAGCAGAUGUAUAUAUUUGUACCAGCAGGAAUAUCAAACAUAUCCAUGGAAUCACUGCCUGUCCCCUCUACAUGUUUGAGUCCAGUGAUGGUAGCAUUUCGGUUUUGAACUCUGAAAUGUCUGUGUGUUUUGACUUUUGAUAGACGUCUGGUCCGUCUGGGCUUCGGUUCCGAUUGUAUAAGAUGUUUGAAAUGUAGAUUGGUCUGACGCCAUGGGUUUUAUGGUGAUUGAGCCCAUUGCACUGGGCUAUCACCGACGUGGGAAGAAAACUACAUGGCUUAAUCUCU